Molecule: messenger RNA, 3736 nt
Organism: Rhopilema esculentum
Lineage: Eukaryota; Metazoa; Cnidaria; Scyphozoa; Rhizostomeae; Rhizostomatidae
Product: zinc finger MYM-type protein 1-like
Molecular function (GO): protein dimerization activity
Source: RefSeq, a predicted model, not a curated record
CUUAUGCCAGUGGUGGCGCCAGAGGGGGGGCAGGGGGGGCUACAGCCCCCCCGUCGGAGGAGGCUAGCCCCUCCGUCGGAAGAUAAAUUAUGCUUGAAUUUUUUUUGUCGGAGCGAAUUUUUUAAGUUUUGGCGGAAAUAGAAAUUUCUAAAAGGACUGUUAUCAGAAUUCAGGAAGCUCAUCCCAAAACAACUCAUCGACACAUCAAUUUCAUGGUAAAUAAUAAUCUGUUAUAAGAAGUUUGAAUUGGUUGUUUAGAUGUUCAGUACCAGGUGUUUUCCGCAUGCUGUUAAAUUUGAUCUUAUGUUAUGGAUAGUGCAGUUCGUCCAAAUCUUGCUUGCUAUAACCAACCUACAACAUCGGAAUAUUUUUGUGCGAUAGCGAUAUGGCAACAAAUGUUACCCGUUUCAGUGUUAGAUGUAGUAUAUGUAAUGACGUAUUUAACAAUGAUUACGCUGCCCGCCACACGAAGUCCAAGCACAAAGAUUUGGCUGCAAUGGGAAGGACUGCUCCUACGACGGCAAUAGUUGAAACGGACUCGCAGCAGAGAAAAAUAAAAACAUUUUUUCAAUCAAAAGGCGGUACUUUUCCAAAGAAACGAAAGGUUAAUGAUUUUGAAACUGAAAGAACAACAGAAGACCCCGAAGAACAAGAAGUUGAAAUUUCGAAAAUUCAAGACGAAGAGCAAAUCGAACGUGGUACAACUUCUAGCUUGGACCCCGAAGUCACGAAUGUAGAUGCUGACAACUACGUCACCAUUUCGGAAGCCGAACAGUCGAUGUCGGACAUUGUGGAAGCAGCAAAUGAAAGCGACAGCAACGAGGAUAUCGAGGAAAAUUUGGAACAGUUGGAACUCGAGUUGGAAGAUGAAGUUGAUCCUGCAGGAUUAUCAGCCGAAGCACUUCAAGGAGAUUCGAGAGGACCGCAACUUACACUAUCCGUCGCUGGCCCCAAGGACAUAUCCUCAACCAAAGACGGCGGACCUGUGCAGCCUCGUAAUAUUUCCUUCCCUACACAUUUGAUUGGCAAUCAGCAUCGCGCAUUCACACCUUUGCUGUAUGAAAAGUAUCCCUGGAUUGAGUAUUCGCAAAUGGAGGAUGCCAUCUUCUGUUUCCACUGUCGUAAUUUUUCAGAGAAUCGGAAGGAUCCAGCGUUUGUUAGUCAAGGCUUGCGCAAUUGGAAAAGAUGCUAUGGCACCAAAGUGAAUGAUAACAAACUCUUGCAACAUCAAACCAGCCAUCUUCAUGCCCAAAGUGUAGCUGCUAAAGCGCACUAUGAAAACGUUAAGUCUGGAAAUUUUCAGACCAUUGCCACACUUCAUGAUGCCGCUUAUUCGAAACUGGUUAAAGACAACAGGCAUUACAUGCGAGUGAUUUGCGAAGUCCUGCUUCUCACUGCUCAGCGGAAGAUUGCCCAACGUGAGACUGGAGGUUCAUUUCGUGUUGCCGAUAUAAAUAAAGAAGCUCUAGACUAUGGACCUUCUUGUGGUAAUUUUCUUGCGAUACUUGGUCUUCUUGCAAGGCAUGACCCAGUUGUUGCUGACAAAAUCCGCACUGGCCCGAAAAAUGCAAAGUAUACUCACCACAGCGUACAGAAUGCCAUCUUAGACAUUAUGAAAGACAUGGUUCUUGAGCAAAUAAAAAGUGAGCUCAAUAAGGCUCAGUAUUUUACCGUCCUUUCAGAUGAGUCUAAAGAUAGAAGCAAAAAAGAGCAGCUUGUUGUUGCAGUCCGUUACUGCUACGAGAAUGCCAUACAUGAGGAAUUUAUUGGCAUUGCUGAGGCGCAAAGUUUAGAUGCAGAUGGUCUUUCAGACACAAUAAUUGAACGAUUGCAACGCAUCGAAGCCAACAUGAAAGCAUGCGUGGGGCAAGGCUACGAUGGAGCUUCUGUUGUUUCUGGUCACCUGAAUGGCGUUCAAAGGAAACUUCCUCUGAAAACCGGUGCUGAAAUGGCUUACUACGUCCAUUGCUUUUGUCAUCGAUUGAACCUUGUGAUCGUCGAUGUUGUGAAAUCAAUCAGUUGUGUGGCAGACAUGAUAUCGCUAUUCAGAAGCCUGCAUUCUUUUCUGAGCAGCAGCACCGUUCAUGUACGAUGGGUAAAGGUCCAAGAGGAUCACAAGGUUCAUGUGAUGGAAAUUGGAAAAGUUUCUGACACGAGAUGGUCUUGCCAGGCGAAGCAAUUCAAUGUUUUCUGGGAGCGGUUGGAUAUCUUGGUGGAAGUCCUGCAGGAUGUGAUUGACACAGAUACGAACCCCGGUCGCAGAACAGAAGCUACUGGUUAUCUUCUGCAGAUUGACAGGAAAUUUGUGAGAUACCUGUUUGCCAUCCGACACGUCUUGAACAAAGCCAAAUUUGCGUCUGACAUGUUGCAGAAACCCUCCAAUGAUUUGAGUCAAGCCAUUGAUCUCAUUGCAACAUUGAAAGAUGAACUGGAUGACUGUCAAAGCAGGGAUAAGAUUCAAGAGUUCUGGGAUACUGCCGAAGAAGCAGCGGAUCGCUUGGAAUUGCCGGAAGAAAAAAGACCACCAAGAAAGAGGGCAACGCCUGCUUCUCUUCGAGAGUUUGUUGUGGAAGCAUCUUCAGAGCCUCAAGUAGCAAGCGGGUUUGAUGGCUACGUACAAAAUGUCAAAGAAAUACUAAACAGAACAACUGCAGAACUUUGCAAGCGGUUUGACGAAAAAAACAUAAAGAUCAUGAAAGGCAUAACUGCAUUGGCCCCCAAGUCGAAAAGCUACUUGGACCCAACAACUCUUGUCAAUUUUGCUGAGCUUUUUCAGUCUGAAAUUGGUGCACUACGCAGUGAAAUUGCCACAUUUAAAUAUAUGCUCUCAAGAAAAGAAGAAAAACACCGCCCAAGCACACUUCUGCAACUAGAGGCACACUUGGAAAAGCUAAAUGAAGCUUUCUUUGAGCUGCACCGGCUUGUAUCCAUCGCAUGCACUUUGCCAGUCUCUUCAGCCGAAUGUGAACGCAGCUUCAGCUCUAUGCGCCUCAUCAAGAGUGAUCUGCGCUCACUUAUGAAGGACGAGCGUCUAGACAGUCUGAUGAUGCUAGGUAUUCAUCGUGCCCGUGGAAGUGCUCUUGACUUGGACUCAGUAGUAGACAGAUUUAAGGCUAAGUUCCCGAAGAGUAGAAUUGCUCUGUGAAACAAUUUUGAUUCUUGGACUUGAAUUUUCGAUAUGUAGAAGUGCGUAUUCCACCGCUUAGGUCUGUUCCUAUAAAGUUACGUUGUGUUCCAGUUUUCCUUAAGUUCAGUUGGUUGCUUUUUAUUUAAAUUCAUACUUUCCAAAGAUAGGCCCUACUUGAAUUGGCAACGUUUGAUGAGUUGUAAAGAUUUAGAGUAGUUUUAAGCUUAUCUAGAGGCAGCUUUCAAAAAAAAUUUCCAGGGACGCCGGAGAAGGGGGGCGCGGGGGGGCAAGCGCCCCUCCUGCCCUUUGCUAGGAGGGGCAAGGGAGGGGGCAAACGUGCCCUUAGUAAUAUGUCAAAAAACGUAGUAAAAAACACGAUUACACCAUUUUGAUAGCAUUUUUAGCCAAUCUAAUGGGUGUAGCCACCAAAAUUUUCCCGGGGGAGUACCCCCGGACCCCCCGAAUUUUCGGCUCGCAACGCUCGCCUUCGGUCUCCAGUACCCUUACAAUUCCUUGUCGCCCCCUAGCCCUAUCGUUCUCUAAAAAAAUUAGCCCCUCCGUCGGAAGUGCUAGCCCCUUUGUCGGAGGAAACCUAGCGCCACCACUGUU